Molecule: messenger RNA, 246 nt
Organism: Echinostoma caproni
Lineage: Eukaryota; Metazoa; Platyhelminthes; Trematoda; Plagiorchiida; Echinostomatidae
Source: the annotation of a GenBank genome assembly
AUCGCAUAUGACCUGGAAGAUGACGAUUUCCGGUCACAUAACACUACUAACGCUCGUACCCGGCUCUGUUUUGUUGAAGUGUCGGAGAAAGUCGAUGCGGAUCAUGGACUGCGGAAAGUCGGCGGUGAUAAAUACCCAAAGAAGCGUAUCCCGGUAUGUCGGUCGGUGACAAAGAACAGGCGACUUGGUCGUGGCGAGCCGGACACGGUCGUCGCCUGGGCCGGUCGGCUUAUCGGUUUCCCGUAA